This is a messenger RNA of Camellia sinensis, 357 nucleotides long. The record is from RefSeq and is a predicted model, not a curated record. Lineage: Eukaryota; Viridiplantae; Streptophyta; Magnoliopsida; Ericales; Theaceae.
AUGACCAACUUUAAUCCUUUGUCCAAAAUUCUUGACGAUAAUCGUUUGACUGGAUCAGACUAUGUGGACUGGAAGAGAAAUUUAACAAUUGUCCUCACUGUUGAAAAAUUGAACCAUGUCCUAACCACUAAUCCACCUGCGCUUCCUGAGGCGGAUGCCACUGAUGAACAACGUGAGGCUGUUAGGAAGUGGCAUGAGGCAGAUGAUGUUGCAAAAUGCUACAUAUUGGCCUCAAUGACCAAUGUGUUGCAAAAGCAGCAUGAGGGUGUUCCUACUGCAAAAGACAUGAUGGUUAACUUGAAAGAAAUGUUUGGAGAACUGAGCAGAAAUUGCCAUCAAAGGUUUGAUGUCCACUAA